Molecule: messenger RNA, 1554 nt
Organism: Symphalangus syndactylus (siamang)
Lineage: Eukaryota; Metazoa; Chordata; Mammalia; Primates; Hylobatidae
Gene: RSPH9
Product: radial spoke head component 9
Biological process (GO): axoneme assembly; cilium movement involved in cell motility; motile cilium assembly
Cellular component (GO): axoneme
Source: RefSeq, a predicted model, not a curated record
GAUGGAAGAGAAUGGAUGGACCUCUUUCUGUAAGACCUGGCUUGGGGUGGGGUGUGGGUGGAGGUAGUGGGGUUGACAGAAUCUUAAUUAGAGCCAGGAGGAAUCUCAAAUUCUUCACAGAUCAUUCUGAGGUCAAGAAGUGACAUGACUGGGGUGAAAUAGUACAGUUAGCGUCAGUGUUGGGGUUUUGUAUUGUUUUCUUUCCAGACCCCAGGUGCGUAUACAGUGAAGACUCUAAAUGUUGACUGUGUGAAAGGGCUCAGGGAAGGAAGGCCAAAUAUCUAUGGAAAAAGGCUGGGUUGGGACCUCCAACCCCACACUGUAGCCUAACUGUAGGGGAAGCCAUGCUGUGGCCGUGACAACUGAAGACGUCCGGUCCCAAACUCUGGAAAGAAUGAGGGAGGGGGCUAAUGCUUGCCCAGGCCUCCGUGGGGAGGAGGGCCGGGCGGUAGGCAUUGGGGUGGGUGGAACCCAGCGUCCAGCUAGGCGGAAGGGCGGAGCUUCAGGUCUCCAUGGAGGCGGCCUCUCCUAGCAACUCGACGGGCGUUGAGCAGAGCCGCUGGCCUGAUGGAUGCCGACAGCCUCCUGCUGUCUCUGGAGCUGGCGUCCGGCAGUGGGCAGGGCCUCAGCCCGGACCGUCGGGCCUCGCUGCUCACGUCUCUUACGCUGGUUAAGCGCGACUACCGCUAUGAUCGGGUUCUCUUCUGGGGCCGCAUCCUUGGCCUCGUUGCCGAUUACUACAUCGCGCAGGGCCUGAGUGAGGACCAGCUCGCACCGCGAAAGACGCUCUAUAGCCUGAACUGCACAGAGUGGAGCCUCUUGCCCCCUGCCACAGAGGAGAUGGUGGUGCAGUCGUCUGUGGUGAAGGGCCGCUUCAUGGGGGACCCAUCAUACGAAUAUGAACACACUGAGCUGCAGAAGGUGAAUGAAGGUGAAAAGGUCUUUGAAGAAGAAAUAGUGGUCCAGAUCAAGGAAGAGACCCGCUUGGUGUCUGUCAUUGACCAGAUUGACAAGGCUGUGGCCAUCAUCCCCCGAGGCGCCCUCUUCAAGACCCCUUUUGGACCCACCCAUGUCAAUCGGACCUUUGAAGGACUGUCCUUGUCUGAAGCCAAGAAGCUCAGCUCCUACUUCCAUUUCAGGGAGCCUGUUGAGCUAAAGAAUAAGACCUUGCUUGAGAAGGCUGACCUGGACCCCUCCCUGGAUUUCAUGGACUCCUUGGAGCAUGACAUUCCCAAAGGGUCUGAGGCAGUUGUUGAGGGUGACUUCAUGUGGCUUCUGAGCAGGUGUGGUUUUGGUUGGCCCUGUUCCUGGGACUCCUUCUCUGUGUCCAUGAGGGUCCUGGAGUAUCCAGAUGGAGAGGGGCAAUGCCCUGGUGGUGCUGCGCAGCCUGCUCUGGCCGGGACUCACCUUCUACCAUGCUCCCCGCACCAAGAACUACGGCUACAUCUACGUGGGCACUGGUGAGAAGAACAUGGACUUGCCCUUCAUGCUAUAGAAUGGGAGCCAGCCUGGAUUUUUUUAAACAGAGUCUAAACAUGAUUUUCUUAAGCUUCA